AUGGUAACCAAGCCCAGGGCCACGGCGCGGCUUGGCUACAGCGUCACUCUGCUAAUUAUUUUCGCAUUACUGGGAUAUGUCGCUGCGACUGAAGAUUUAACGGCAGUGGUCAUCAACUCUAAGAAUUCGGAACGCAAUAUCAGAAUAACGGACGGUAACGCGGAGGACAGAGCUAUCGAUGCUAAAAUUUCGGGUGUCGCGAAACUCGUGGAAGCCUUGAAAUCCAAGAGCCCAUUUGUUGACGGCCUCUUGUCAAAGAUAAAAGCCCACACGCCAGUGUCGAAUCUUCUCGAGAGCCAGCAGUUCAACACGUUGUCGAGCCACAUUUCAGACACUUACCCGGGGAAAGCGGACGAAGUGAUGAUCGCGAUUCUGGCGACGAAGUAUGACGAUGAAGCCCUGACGGCAAUACUGCAUGCAGCGAGGACGAGGGACCAGACGAAGGAUCUUGCUGACAGACUCUCGAAGGCACGGCUCUCUAACUGGUUUCAUGAAGAGGUGACGGCAGACGAUGCCUUCCUGAAGCUAAAACUACCGGCAAGUGGGGACAUGCUGGUGUGGUUUCCAGAGACGCGGCUUUGGCUCUCGUUCGUGUCAAGGCUGCAUCCAAAGAAUACAGACGAUAUGAUCCUCUCUGUGCUCAAGACGCACUACAAAACCGACGAGCAAUUAGGCCACGUGCUUCAAUAUGGUUUGACCCCCAAUGCGGACAUCGCGGCGAGACUAAAGAAGAUCGUGUUCAAGUAUUGGCUACGCGAGCAGAAAUCGGCCGAGAAUGUGUUCGAGUUUCUGCUCAAAAGACACAGAAACUUUGUCUUCCAAACUCGCGAUUUGGACGACUGGGUUGAAUACGUGUAUAUGGUUGACAUGAAGACGCCGCUGACGACCAUGUUCAAGGUGCUAGACAAGCGUUUCGGGCGUGACCUGCCCAACAUGCUGGACAAGGCUUUAAAAGUGCCGCGUACCAAGAAACUUGCUGAAAUGUUGGUGACCAAGCUGUAA
Messenger RNA from Phytophthora sojae, 1002 nucleotides. RefSeq lists its product as hypothetical. The coding region runs from base 1 to 1002 and encodes 333 amino acids. The transcript has a single exon. The record is from RefSeq and is a predicted model, not a curated record. Lineage: Eukaryota; Oomycota; Peronosporomycetes; Peronosporales; Peronosporaceae.